This is a messenger RNA of Symbiodinium sp. CCMP2592, 3576 nucleotides long. The record is from the annotation of a GenBank genome assembly. NCBI's taxonomy places the organism in Eukaryota, Dinophyceae, Suessiales, Symbiodiniaceae.
AUGGCGCCCGCGGUGGUACGACUGACGGUCAUCAUUGGCUGCGGCCUGAUCUCACAGGUUGCAUGCUUGCUGGACGAAAGCAGCGAGGCUGCCGACUGCACGACGGGCUUCCUGCAGUCAGGCCUCCACCUGCAAGUCACGGUGCAACAAGAGGUGAAAGAGGUCACUCCGUCCCCGGCCGGGGUUGCCUUGACACUCCAACAUGCGAAUUGCUCGGGGCGCCCCCCUGUGGACGACCUCCUCCCGCCCUUGAGCUUCCUGGCAGAGGAAAGGGUCUUGCAGGAGUUCGGGCUUGCGGCCUGGCGUGAGCGAUGCCCCGCCCCCUUGGACAAGGCCUCCUUGGUGUCGUUGGGGAUCGAGUCGCAUCGCAUCGCUGACGUCGCGCAGAAGAACCAAUGGGCUUUGUGGAUCGCCUUGGGAUGGCUGGCUCUGGCCCUCGCUCUCAUCGUCUGGUCCUUUGCGCUCGUGGCCAUCGUGCCAGCCAAGGAGAAGGACCGGCGCCUGCUGAAAGAGCCCUUGGCGGAUCAGGAGCGCGCCUACGACGAGGGUGUUUCUCGCUGGAUCGGCCUCUCCUGGCUGGACGAGCUCCAGGGGCGCUACGGCAAGUCCGCUCAUGCGAAGAUGGACGAGAGUGAGUUGUCCUGGAACCGGCAGAGCCUCCGGGACUUUCAGCCGCAUCUGACCAUCCAAAAGCACUGGGACGCCGAGGUCAAAGAGCAUGGCGGCGACAUCGCGAAGGUGUCAUUGGCCAAGGUGAUCUUCAAGUCUUUGGGCGCCAAGACCAUGUUGGCGAUGUGGUUUACAGCCUUCAUGGAGGAGUUCUUGAAUGGCAUUGCGAUGGUGUAUGCUCUCAACAAGUUCCUGACGACGCUGGAAAAUCUGGAGGAGUUGCAGAAAGCCUCGCCGGGCAUUCACUUGAGCUACCUCGAGCCGACGAUCCAAUGCGUCGUUCUGAUCUGGGGAGUGCCUUUCGUCUACCGAAUUUUCUCGAUCUCCGUGGUGCUCAUGGACGGGCACAUCUCGAACUUCGCCACCUCAGGCCUCGCAUCGAUGGUCUUCCAGAAGGCCUUGCAUCUUUCCGCCGGAUCCUCCUCCGAGAAGGGAAGCAAAGACACGAGCCAGCAGGAGAUGCCGAACAUCGUGCAGGUUUUGAACCAGGACAUCAUGGGCGUCUGGACCGACCUGGCCCAACCCAUGGCACGGCUCAUCAACGCUCCCCUGAACAUCGGAAUAUUGCUGGUGAUGCUCAUCAGUGAGGUGAAGGCUGCAGGAUUUGUUGGCUCUCUCUACGUCGUCCCUUUCGUCAUCGUCAUCUUCCUGGUCCUGCAGUGGCGUCUUUCCUGGUAUCGCCGGUAUCAGACUGCCACCGACCGACGCAUCCGGUGGCUGCAGGAGUCGUUGACUCACAUCCGUACGGUCAAGGCCCUCUCUUGGGAGAAGUUGGCCUUCGAGAGGGGCGCAGCGGGCCGCGUCCUGGAGCUGAGUUGCCUCCGUGGCGCCAUGCUGAUCACCGGCAUUCUCACGGCCCUGGGCCCCACCGUCCCCAUUGGUGUGCUGCUGUGCACGAUGCUCUACUUCCUCAAAGUCGAGGGAAACAUCAAGGCGCACCAAAUCAUCGUGGUGUCACGGAUCAUUGGCUCCUUCCUGAACGCCGUGGCCAUCAUCCUCGUGGGGCUCCAGAAGUUCAUCGAGGUUCCCAACGCCUUCGACCGCAUUCGCCGCUUCAUGGCCCAGCCGGACAGGCCGCCAAACGAGGCGCCCCGAGCCAUCCUACCGAGCCCAGUGCAUGCCCUGAAGAUUUCCGGCAGCUUCACCUACACCAAGGAGGAGGCUCCGGUUCUGCGGAACCUGGACAUCACUAUUGGCCGCAAGGAGCUGGCGGAAGCGUCUCUUCUCGAACCUUUGGAUCCUGAAAAGUACUGUAACCAGCGUCUGCUUGCGACAGCAGCUCCGGAUGCCCCGAGAGCGAAGGGGAAGAUCUGCUUCGAAAAGCUUCCUUGCUUGAACCCGUGCUCGCUUGAAGCUCCUUUGUCCGACAUGCACUCGCCGCAGAACCUGCCAGCUGCGCCGGCCGAGCCGACUCCCGAUGAUUCCUGGGCAGACUUCAUUGCUGACACCGUGAUGACCAUGAAGCCUGUCUCCAUGGAUGUGCUCCGAGCUGUGCCGGUGUGCGAUGCCUUGGAGAAUUUCGGUGCCAACCUCCGCAAGCCCUGCGGCAGCCGACACGCGUUGAGCUAUCCCACAACGAAGAUCCGCACCUUUUGGAGCCACAGCUGGCAUGGUCGAGCGUGGAAGAAGUAUGUCACCCUCCUGCUCUUCUACCACGGAGCAGCUGCCCAGAUAGUGGCCAGUAUCGGUGCGGCUUUGGUUUCCUGGCUCUUCAGUUUCGAGAUCCUGCCUCCUCUGUUACAGCCGACAGAAGACGACACCUACUUUCACUGCAUCUGGACGAAACCGGUGGGCUUGGUUCUGUCCUGUGUGGUGCUCUUCUUUUGGCGCAGCUCGGACCCCGUCUUCCUCGACGUGAUCUGCAUAGAUCAACAGGACCAAGCGGAGAAAGCGAAAGGAAUCCUUUCCAUCGGUGCUUUUCUGAAGAGCUCCGACUCCAUGUUGGUUCUUUGGGAUGCAACUUUCUGCGAUCGACUGUGGUGCAUGUUCGAGAUUGCGGCUUUUGCUAGAAGCCGCUCUGAAGGUGAGAAGCCGAUCAUCCUCAUUCGGCCUACGGAACUGACCAUGUGUCAAAUCUCCCAAGCCGUCACGGUCUUGUUUGUGACGAUCGUUAGCGAUUUCGUUCCAUUGAGCGGAGACGAGGGCUUCAUGUGGGCUCUUCAAGCGGUGAAUGCCCUGAUUUUCGGUGCAACUUUCUAUGCCAACAUGGCGAUAUACAGGGACUGCUUUCGUUCCAUGGAGGCUGAUGGAGAUAAGCUGGCCAAGUUUUCUUUGGCCAGUGUCAAGAGCUCUUGCUGCGACGAUAACCAUCAACGUAGUUGUGGACUAUGCGACCGCCAGAUUACCAACAAGUGUAUCACCAGCUGGUGGGGAACCCGGGAGCAGUUCGAGGAAUACGUGCAGACGGAAGUGCGUACGCUACUGCUGCGAGAGCAUGCGAAGCAGUUCUUCACAUACCGUCAGGCCGUCUCAGCCAUGGUUCCGGUUCUUUGGCUAUUCCUAAGCAAAGCCGCAGCUUGGUACAGGUUCACUACUUUCGAUCCGAUUAUGGAGGCCAGCCGAGAAGUGAUAAGGGCCGUGGCAUGGUGGUUGGGGGUGGCUCCCAUGGCACUCUUAGUUGGCACAAGGCUUUGUUACGUAUUCCGUCACAAAUGCAGUUGGGCAUCUGCUGACUUUCUUCUCAAUCUGCCGCCGCUGCUGGGCAGUGUCAUGGUGGUUGUCGCAUCGCAGCAGCUUGAGCAUCUGUGCUCCAUCAUCGACUUCCCUGUAAAGCCUGAAGAGCAUGGACUUGUGCCCAACGUGCUCGUCUUUGCCGCACUUGUGCUCCCUGCGACGAUGGGGCUUUUUGCUUGUUUGGGUGCCAAUCUGAAGCAGCAACCCCGAGCUAAAGGGGUGCCAGCUUGCUGA